UGGUGGCUCUCUUGUCGUCUCGCUCGCCGGGGCCACGGGAGAGGAGCGUCAGGGCACAACAUGAAACCCACCGUCACAUAACAGCGAGCUUCUCUUCCCACCGAGUCACAGCUGCUGCUCACGAGGUGCGUCGGUCCGCUCCAGAGCACUUUAUCAAUAAAGUUUCAUUCAGGGAAACUAAGCGCAUGCACGAGGCUCCCGCCGGUGAUGAGUUAAUUAGAAGUUCGUGUCGGUAACAGGAGAGGAGGCGCGGCCCCGGUUCCCUGCAGCACAGAGGGGGGGACACACCGGGCAGGAUGAGCGAGGAUCCGAGGAAAAGGAGCAGCAGCAGCGGAGGAGGUGGAGGAGGUGGAGGAGCAGCAGCUGACCCGGAGCCGUCCGGGUCUCAGUGUGCUGAGGGCAACGACACAGGUGAAAGCUCGGGGGUGGCUCUGAAGAAACAGAUCGGCCUGGUCAGCGCCUGUGGCAUCAUAGUGGGAAACAUCAUUGGAUCUGGGAUCUUUGUGAGUCCUAAGGGCGUCCUGGAGAAUGCCAGCUCAGUGGGUGUUGCCCUGAUCGUGUGGGUCUCCACUGGAGUCAUCACAGCUAUUGGUGCUCUCUGCUAUGCAGAAUUAGGCGUGACCAUCCCCAAGUCUGGGGGAGACUACUCCUAUGUUAAAGACAUAUUUGGAGGACUGGCUGGGUUUCUGCGUCUGUGGAUUGCGGUGUUGGUUAUUUACCCCAGUAACCAGGCCGUGAUCGCUCUCACCUUCUCCAACUACAUCCUGCAGCCUCUCUUCUCCUCCUGCCUCCCUCCAGAGAGCGGCCUCCGUCUGCUGGCUGCAGUCUGCCUCUUGUUUUUGACCUGGGUGAACUGCUACAGUGUGCGCUGGGCCACAUGUGUACAAGAUGUCUUCACCACUGGCAAGCUCCUGGCCCUGGGCCUCAUCAUCAUAAUGGGCAUCGUCCAAAUUUGCAAAGGUCACUAUCACUGGUUGGAGCCAGUUCACGCCUUUGAGACCUUCCGUGACUACGAUGUCGGUCUGAUAGCUCUGUCCUUCCUGCAAGGCUCGUUUGCAUAUGGAGGCUGGAACUUCCUCAACUACGUCACAGAGGAGCUGAUCGACCCAUACAAGAAUCUGCCUCGUGCCAUCUUCAUCUCUAUCCCUGUGGUCACUUUUGUUUAUGUCUUUGCCAACAUAGCGUACAUCACAGCCAUGAGCCCCCAGGAGCUGCUGGCCUCCAAUGCUGUAGCAGUGACAUUUGGAGACAAAUUGCUAGGAGUGAUGUCAUGGAUCAUGCCCAUCUCCGUGGCACUCUCCACCUUCGGGGGAGUCAAUGGCUCGCUCUUCACCUCGUCGCGGCUGUUUUUUGCAGGAGCGAGGGAAGGCCAUCUCCCACGUCUGUUGGCCAUGAUUCAUGUCACACGCUGCACUCCUAUUCCAGCCUUGGUGUUCACUGUGGCCUCAUCUCUGCUGAUGUUGUGCACCAGUGACAUUUACACACUCAUUAACUACGUGGGCUUCAUCAACUACCUCUUCUAUGGCGUCACUGUUGCUGGGCAGAUUGUGCUGCGCGUCAAACAGCCUGACAUGUAUCGACCCAUCAAGGUGAGCCUGGUCUGGCCGGUGAUCUACCUGCUGUUCUGGGCCUUCCUGCUGGUCUUCUCCCUCUACUCUGAGCCUCUGGUCUGUGGUAUUGGACUGGCCAUCAUGAUGACCGGCAUCCCAGUGUAUUUCUUUGGAGUCUACUGGGAAAACAAGCCUCAGUGUUUUGAUACUAUUAUUGGUAAAAUGACUCUUCUGUGCCAAAAGCUCUGCUCAGUGGUCUAUCCAGACAUGGGGGGGAACCCGGAACCCCAUGUAGCGCCAAAUAAAGCCGGGGUUGGGGAAGAUUGAUAAGACCCUCAAAUGUCUUAAUUGAACAUGUGCACAGACACUUCCUCUCUGUACUCAUAUGUGGAUUAAAGUUGGGGGGGAAAAAGACGCCUGGAAGAAGAAUCCUAGGAGGACGAGUGUACUUUGUCACUUAAUGGAAAUGUUAACACUGAAUAUGUUCUACAGCACUGGACUUUAUUACCCCGUCAUUGACCGGCCUGGGUGUUUGAGAUGAAAUAUCACAUAGAACAGAAAUAACUUUUGUUUUCAUAGUCUUAUUUAAAUAAUUUCCCCUCUGUUUGUGUUGAAUGAUGUACUGUUUGUGAUUUGUGAGUCUGGGAUCCAGAGAAAGCAAAUAUUUCAAUGUGUCUUCAUAAACCCAUCAUGAUCAAAGUUGUACAAAUGUCAUUCUUCCUCUUAUCUGUUGUUUAUGCUGUCAAGUCAUUACAGAAACACGAAUGAAAAUUUCCAGAUGGUAUAAUAGUUUUUAUUACCGCCAGUACGGUUAUUUUGACCCUCAUUCAGUUGUUUGUUGGUUGGAUUGUAUAUCUGUAAGAUUACACGGAAAUGAAACUUGGUGGAAGGAUGUGGUGUCAGUCAAGGAGGAACCCAGUCAAAUUUGGUGUGAAACCCAGGAUUCUUUUCAAAAUGUUCACUGUUUUUAUCAGCAACAAUUCAUUUAAUCCAUUUGGGUAACGAUGAAUAUAAAACAUCUGGACUCAGAAAACAGGUUUUGCUUUAGGGAGAGAAGGUUUAUUACUGACUGAUCACUGGCUGUUUAUUUUACAUUUACUCGUUUGAAAUAAAUUUUGUUCUGUGAAAAUA
Messenger RNA from Hippoglossus stenolepis (Pacific halibut), 2681 nucleotides. RefSeq names its product solute carrier family 7 member 8b (gene slc7a8b). Lineage: Eukaryota; Metazoa; Chordata; Actinopteri; Pleuronectiformes; Pleuronectidae. Bases 297 to 1877 code for a protein of 526 amino acids. Gene Ontology annotation, molecular function: L-amino acid transmembrane transporter activity; neutral L-amino acid transmembrane transporter activity. The record is from RefSeq and is a predicted model, not a curated record. Gene Ontology annotation, cellular component: membrane. The transcript is spliced from 12 exons. Gene Ontology annotation, biological process: neutral amino acid transport; amino acid transmembrane transport.